Arthroderma uncinatum is the source of this 942-nucleotide messenger RNA. RefSeq names its product actin patches distal protein 1. The record is from RefSeq and is a predicted model, not a curated record. The transcript is spliced from 2 exons. The coding region runs from base 1 to 942 and encodes 313 amino acids. NCBI's taxonomy places the organism in Eukaryota, Fungi, Ascomycota, Eurotiomycetes, Onygenales, Arthrodermataceae.
AUGCUGAGUUCGAUCUUUUCUCGAGUAAGGGAAGCCUGGACCGAGCAAGAUAAAAGACCAGAAGUCAACAGCUCUACCGAGAGCUCUCGUCGCUUCAUAUUUCCCUCCGUUGACCCUGAUGUUGAUGGCGAGGACUGCGAUCACGACUGCGCCAACUGCACCAUUCGAUACCCAUCCAAGUUCAAGGUUGAAGAGGACGGGAAGCUAUACGGGAAGGUCAAGCCGGUUACGAACCAUGUUCUCGUUGCGACAGGAAGAUCAGACUGGAUGCCAAAGGCCGAGAACGAAAAGGGAUCCCUGAUGGAGGCCUUCAGGAGAGACUCUUCACAGCCAAGGGAGGAGCGUACGGUGGUGCUGGCAUCGAAUAUUUCAGUUGAACCUGUGCAUGGAGAUGGAGAUAGAUCUCGCACAUCAACUACGGUGCUCCUCCUGCCUGCAUUCUUAUAUGUCGACCAUGUAUCGGCCACAGACAUCCCCGAGCUCAAUGCCCGCUUCAUCAGCACCGUUAAAGCAGAUGACAGCGCAAGUCGAGAACCAGCAUCCAAUUCUGAGAGCAACCUCCAAUCCCGCCCUUGCAAACGGGACUACGUUGUCCUUCUAUGCUCCCAUAAAAGCCGUGAUGCCCGAUGUGGAAUAUCAGCACCACUUAUAAAGCGAGAGCUUGAGCGUCACCUCCGCCCACUUGGUUUGCUACGUGAUGAGGACGACCAACGUCCCGGUGGCGUGGGCAUAUUCUUCGUGUCGCAUGUUGGCGGCCAUAAGUUUGCGGCCAAUGUUUUGAUAUACCGGAAAGAAGAUGAGCAGAUGAUAUGGCUCGCGAGGAUUCGGCCAGAGCACUGCGAAGGGAUCGUUAAGCAUACGAUAGUUAAUGGGAAAGUCGUUCGUCCAGAUAGCCGCUUGAGGGGCGGAUUUGACAGGAAAAGGGGGCUGAUGAGCUGGUGA